Molecule: messenger RNA, 1302 nt
Organism: Ostertagia ostertagi
Lineage: Eukaryota; Metazoa; Nematoda; Chromadorea; Rhabditida; Trichostrongylidae
Source: the annotation of a GenBank genome assembly
GCUGCUUUGCGAACAAUAGGCAGGAUUGCUCGUUCCACGGCAUACGUUGUCGAUCCUUACAAAGACUAUCCGAAUCUUCUCGAUGAUUUGCUGAGGCUCCUGAAGACCGAAAUGUCGUCGAGGAUGCGCCGCCAGGCCAUCAAAACUCUUGGAAUCCUUGGAGCAUUGGAUCCCUACACACAUAAGGUUUUCACGGGUGCAGUUCAAUCGGCCACCUCCAUUAGUACCGCACUAUCGCUUCCAAUGGCACGAGAUGCUGCUGAUCCUAGACAAGAUAUAAUUCAGUGGUAUAAUUAUGAGAAGUGCACAUUGGAGGAGUUCUAUCCUGCAAUCACAAUUGCGAAUCUCAUGGUGAUGGUUCAAGACGAGGCGUUUACACAGUACUACAAGGAGAUCGCACAAGCUUUGCUCACUAUUUUCCGAAGUCUCGGCGAUUCUUUUCCGCAAUAUGUUCAGCAGGUUGUGCCACGUUUGAUCGAGGUGACUCGUGCGUGCCGUGGCCGUCCGUCUCAUCGGGAGUUCUUCUUGAGGCAACUUGCUAGCCUUGUUGCCAUUAUCAAAGUUCAUGCAAAGCCGUAUAUGAAACAGAUUUUCAGUCUGAUUGCUGACGCAUGGAGUGAAGAUCACAGUGUCAAAGUGACAGUGGUGAGCGUACUCGAACAAAUUGGAACCGCAAUGGGUCAAGAGUUUGCGCCUCAUAUAGCUGAGCUUAUUCCUUACUUGCUACGGGUUGUACAGACCGAUAAGAGCGAAGAGCGAAAGCUCACUGCACAAGUUUUGUCGUGUGUUCGUUCGUUGUCUGGGUGCCUUACACCACAUCUCCAUUUGGUCUUACCCCCGGUGCUCAUGAUACUAGACGAUUCUGCGGUGCCGACACCUGUGCGACAGUCAGCCUUAGGUACGGUUCUGCACCUGACUCGAUGUGACGACCUAUCCGACUACGCACCACGACUCAUGCAAACAUGGCAAAGAGGUAUCUCUGUAGUCGCCCUUCAACCUCAGCUACUAGAACUGUUGGUGGAAAUAGUCAAUCAGAUGUGGAAGCAUUUCGAGGUGUUCCGUAGAAGUGUCGACGCCAAUCUGAGGAAAUACAACUUGAAUAGUGGGGAAAUGUACGAGAAAUACAUAAAAACCGCUCAACAGGCGAUGUUACAUCCAGCUGAACGGCCAGGGAAACGUCGUGGCACUGGCGCAGUUCCGCCGGAGAGGAUUAAUGUCUCGCAUACCAUUACUAAAUCUGCAGCGAAGAACAUGGAUCAGAUUCUAAGCUGGACUGUUAAUAAGCAGAGGCUCAACACCGAC